Messenger RNA from Lepidothrix coronata (blue-crowned manakin), 1595 nucleotides. RefSeq names its product fibronectin type III domain containing 9 (gene FNDC9). Gene Ontology annotation, molecular function: protein binding. The record is from RefSeq and is a predicted model, not a curated record. Bases 113 to 775 code for a protein of 220 amino acids. NCBI's taxonomy places the organism in Eukaryota, Metazoa, Chordata, Aves, Passeriformes, Pipridae. The transcript has 2 exons.
CAGGAGGGAGGAGAGUGGUGGGAAGAGGGGAAGGCACUGCCUGCCAGUGGCCGCUCUGUCACCAGCACCGACGGCCACCGCGGACCCGCCGGGGAGGUGAGGGAGGGGCACGAUGAACAUCGAAGUGCACAACAUCACUUACACCAGCGCCACGGUCUCCUGGGCCAUGAACAACCCCUGUCCAGAGAACUACUACCACGUCAUGUACCGCCCCAACUGGAACAGCGUCUUUGCCGGAUAUUUACGCCAGAACUUCCACCGCGAGGAGCGAGUCCCUCACCCCCUCAGCUCCCUUGUCCUCCACCGACUCACACCAUCCACCAUCUACGUCCUCUGCAUCACAUGCAAAAACUCUUACCCCUCCAGCAACCACUGCACCACCUUCCACACUCUGGACAAAAUCCCCCUGGUUUUUGGUGGCUCUAAGCACGAACCCACCACCUCCAUGUGGAUGGUGAGCAGCCUGCUGCUCCUCUGCUUCCUCGCUCUCCUGGCCUACGGCUGCCUGCAGUUCUGGUCUGCACGGUGCCACCAGGCUGCCAGGCUGAAGCAUCCCGACACCAGCCCUGAAGAAGUGGUCGAAGGAAGCAGCUCACCAGAGGAGCCACUGAAUGAUGAACUGAGGGAGGAGCUUCUGGAGGUCCCCAUGACCACUGUGCUGAUGAGGAGCUCCAGUUUCAUGAGGGAGAGUCCAUAUAGCUCCCCUCACUGCUUUUUUUCCUAUAAAAGCAGUGAUGAUAAAAGGGCCAUCUUGCCACAGCAUGGCCUUCAAUGAGAGCAAAAUAAAACAAGAUCCUACUUAGAGGUUUGGUUCAUCCUCUCUUUCCCAGCUCUUGCCAAGAGAACUGUCUGUGUAUCCAAGGCAGGUGUCUGUCCCAGGCUAGAACACAAGGCACAGACUGGUUGCAGGGAGAAACCAGUGCACAAACACUGGUUGCAGGGAGAAAGAUUUUUGUCAAUUGCUGAGAAUUUUUAAAAAGAAUCCAAGUCAGCUCUCUGGGAACAGCCAGGUUUGACGGACUGUAGUGUCAUUAAUUCAUCUGCAUCAGUAAGGUAGGUUCACUUCAGAGUCAUCUAUCAAUGUGCACAAGAAAUAAACUCCACUGGAGUAGUUUCACACUUGAGUGAUCCUCCACUAGUAUCACAUCCCAAGCCCUCAUAGUGCCUGUAUAAACAAUCAUUGCAGCCUGAGAAAAGAGCUUUUUGUCAGUAUUAAGUAGUUUAUAUUUGCAUACUCAAGUAUUUUAGUAAUUCCUAUUUUGAACUACAAAUGAGAUUCCUGAAAUGGUACCUUCCUUGGGAAGGAACACUGCAUUGGAGCACCAACGUGCUCACCUCUCUGUGCAUUUAGAUGGAUGUGACUCAGUCUCAGUGCCAACACCAAGCAAGCACAGAGCUGUUUUGGCAUCUCUUAACAUGGGCGUGUUACGGGGAAGAAUACGGGAAAGCAAUAGCAACAGCACACUGAAUCUGCUUCUUGCAUGGCCUUUUGGUUUCAAACAACAGUGUGACCCUGCACAUUUGCACCCACCAUUCUGUUAUUGAACUAGUUCUUGCAUUUCUUUCUUCAUAAAUAAAUAUUUCCAGCAUCCACC